GGGGCUAAAGUAAGAGUUUUGGCGUAGAUUUACUACCUCAUCCGGACGAUUUUCCUUUCAAGAAUUUCACUCCAAAGGACAAGCAUUUGAUAUUAGAGCGAGGAAACAAGUUGCAUUCAAGUGCAAAAAGAGCUUGGGAGUCACUUGGCAUCGGUUUGCAGGUUGCAUGGUAGUCUGGACUUGAUGCAUGGCAGUUGCAUGACCGCAGUAGGUCUUGUUGUGGGACUGAGAGUGCAGAGCUGCAGCCAUGGCUCAAACCAUUCAUAUGAACGGCAAUGGCCCAGAAAAAGGACAAAAAUGCCCCAGCACAGGAGACGAGAAGGAUGCUGUGGCCCCCUACUAUGUUGAAACUCCCUAUGGCUAUCAGCUAGACCUGGACUUCCUCAAAUAUGUUGAUGACAUUGAGAGGGGCAACACCAUCAAGAAGCUGAGUAUUCAGAGGAAGCCCAAACUGGCCAAACACUUGUCGGUGCCUCGGGGUAGCACUGGCGGGGGCACUACUCAGGCUGAAUGGACCUCCACAGACUCCUUGUCCUCCUCCAACAGCGACGGGAAGCAGUCCCCAGUCUUCUUCAGCUCCAGGUCCCAUGCGUCCGCACCACUGACCCCCACCCUCCCCAGGGCAGCCUCUGAGCCCCCCCUGCAGCAAUCCUACCUGAGCAUAACAGAGCAAAAACAGCUCUUGCCACCUCCUUCGCCAAGGUUCACCCCUCGUCACAACCCACAAGUGGAGAGGACCCUCAUGGAGACACGUCUUAGACUUGAACAGGAGCGUCUGCUCAUGCAGCAGCACAGCGAGCCUCCGAUGCCUCGCCGCCGCCUCGCCAGCUUUGGAGGCAUGGGCUCCAGCAGCUCACUCUCGUCUUACUCGGGCUCCAUGGCCCCAAGCCAGAUCUCCCCCAGCACCCAUCAUCCUCUUCCCAUCAACGGCCACCCAAAUGGAGAGUAUAACCCUUACUACCCGCCAUCCAUGGGCAGCUCCAUCCGCCACAGCCCCAUGAGCUCCGGCAUGGCCACACCUGUCACAAACGUCAGCCCCUUACACCUUCAACAAAUCCGGGAGCAGAUGGUUGUGGCCCUUAAGAAGCUGAAAGAGUUAGAGGGGCAGGUGAAAACCAUUCCUAUCUUGCAAGUAAAGAUUGCUGUUCUCCAAGAAGAGAAAAGACAAUUGGCUGCUCAGUCAAAAAAUCAAGGUCCUGGUGCCUUCCGCAAACGCUCUUUCAGUGUAGGCAGCGCUGACCAAAUGGAGAAUCAAGCCCACAUCCAAAAAGAAACAGAGCUGCACAUUAUGGAGCCCGAAGCCCAAGAACAGAGCACUCAGCGGCUUGAGGAGUUUAGACGUCUGGCCGCUGAGGUCCAAGCUCUGGAGAAGACCACGCUGGACAAUAAUGUUAACGAAAUUCAGCCUCAUAAGAUCACGCAAAACCAGGCCCAUCAAAAAUCCAUUGGAAUUGUCACUGAUGAGAACAUGAACAACCUUCCUAUCGCUCAGAGGAAGUUGACCAAUGAACGACUUUUCCAGGACGCAGGAGUUGCAACGGAUCAACAGGAAGUGCGCAACGCAUCAGUUGGCGUGACCGAGGCCAUGCUGGGUAUGACGACUGAGGCCGAGAAGGAGAUUGAGCUCCAGCAGCAGACCAUCGAAGCCCUGAAAGAGAAGAUCUAUCGCUUGGAGGUGCAGCUCAAAGAAAGCACUCACCAAAUUGAGAUGGGGAAGCUGAAGCUUGAGCUCCAAGCUGCUGGUGGAUCAAACAAGAAAAAGGCAGACAAAGGUGUGAUGGCCAGGCCGGAGACGUACAACGCCUGCGUGGAGGCCAAAAUCGUGACGCGCAGCCAGGGAGUGGGAGACCAUCUGGAAUUUAACACGGCUAAAACCCCUCAAAGCCACACCAUAGGAGUGUCCUGUCAACCCUGUGUGCAGAGUGUGUCCUCAGGCCCGGAUAUCCCGAUGGACCGGUGGGUGGUGAAUGAGCGCGUGGAGGUACGUGAUCAGUGUGUAGGUCGACAAUUGGAGAUGUGCCACAAGCAAGUAGGCACAGAGAUGAAUGUUUGCGAGGUUGGAAUUAACACAGAGGAAUCAGUUGACAGCUUGGCUCUCUGCAAACCCAUGACGGAGCUGAGUAAAGAGUCGAGAACAAUCGGCUGUGGAGAUUGUUCUGUGGACGUAGUAGUGAGUCCUAUAAAGACACUAGUGACGCAAGGAACUGAUCCAGAUGUUGUCCGUAAAGUGGACGCUUGUGUCAUGGUUGCUCCUGAGUCAGCGACUCAACAGACAAAUACUGAGACUGAAGUAGCGUGCAAAUCAACCAAUACAAAGACAGUUGUCCUGACUGACUCUUUCACAGAUAUGUCAUUGGUCACUUGUGACAAGCAAACCAACACGGCUGUGAAUGAAACCAGGACAGUUGCUGCAGGAGAAGGACUUGUCAAAGACGUUCACCCAACAGCAAAGACUCGUUCGGUUGCUGUUGGAACCUCCACUGAUGCGGAGUCGUUCCUUGGCAUAUCAAGCUCUACUAAAACCAAAGAAUGUGGGGUGGGGCCAGUUAGCAUCCAAGAGAACUUCUUGGUUGGAUUAAAAACCAGGAACAUAGCAUGCGGCCCCUCCCAGGCCGCUGAAUCUGUCAUGAGCUGCAGCAAAAAGACAGUGGAGACCACAACCAAGACAGAGACCGCACAAACGCAAGUUCAGGACCAGGGGGAAGCCGGACUUGACCAUUACAUUGAAAGGGUUCAGAAGCUGCUGCAGGAGCAACAAAUGCUGUUGGCAGAGAACUACAGCGAGCUCGCUGAGGCCUUUGGCCAACCUCAGACCCAGUUUGGUUCCAUCAACAGUCAGCUGGUCAGCACGCUUUCGUCUAUCAACUCUGUCAUGAAGUACGGGAGUGUGGAGGACAUCCUGAAGCUGCAGUCAGAUGCUGUGAACUCAAACAAAGAGAGCACUCAGCAGCUCUGCGUCCAGUCACUGUCUGCUCAGAUGGAUCGCUCACAGAUGGAGAAGAUUUCAUUGGGCCUGACAUCCUCAGAAAUACCUGCCAACACACCUGCACAGCAGCAGAUCAGUGCCGCGGAGCAGAAGAGCCGAAUGGACCUGCAGAUGUCUACAGCCCUACACGGGCAGCCGUGCAGCCAGAGCACCCUGAAAUCCAUCAUGAAGAAGAAAGAUGGCCGAGCGGACUCCAACGGCACCAAGAAGAACCUGCAGUUUGUCGGCGUGAAUGGAGGGUAUGAGACAACAUCGAGCGACGACUCCAGCUCAGAGGACAGCAGCUCCUCUGGGUCAGAAGAAGAGGAAGAGGAUGAGGAGAAGGAGGAGUACAGAGGAAAGGAGGGAUAUAAGAAUGUGGGUGGAGGGAGCAGCGGGGAGGAGUUCCUGCCUGAAGGAGAAGAGGACGUGGAUAAAAAGGACGAGGAGGAAAGUUCAGAAAAGCAGGAGAAGAGAGAGAGGUAUGAACUGAGUGAGAAGAUGUUGGCUGCCUGCAAUGUUCUCAAGAAUCACCUCAGUGACCCCAAAGCUGUGAGCAGUAAAGAUGUGAGAGCCUGCCUGAACACGGUGCAGCACGAGUGGUUCCGUGUGUCCAGUCAGAAAGCAGCAUCAGCAGGCAUGGUGGAAGACUACCUGGGAGGAUUCGGGGCCAUUUCACCCGCUGUGCUGCGCCACAUCGUCAACAUGGCCGAUGGAAACGGGAACACGGCGCUGCACUACAGCGUGUCGCACUCCAACUUCAAGGUGGUGAAGAAGCUGCUGGAUGCAGAUGUGUGUAAUGUGAACCAGCAGAACAAGGCAGGAUACACACCCAUCAUGCUGGCAGCGCUGGCCGCAGUGGAGACUCCCAAGGACAUGCACAUUGUGGAGGAGCUCUUCAGUAAAGGCAACGUGAACGCUCGAGCCAGCCAGGCUGGUCAGACGGGGCUGAUGCUGGCGGUCAGUCACGGCAGGAUGGACAUGGUUCGGGCUCUGCUUGCUCACAAUGCCGACGUCAACGUCCAGGAUGACGAGGGCUCCACGGCGCUUAUGUGUGCCAGUGAACACGGACACGUGGAGAUCGUCAAACUGCUGCUGGCUCAGCCGGUCUGCGACGCCACGCUGAGUGACAGCGAUGAAAGUAACGCUCUGUCCAUCGCUCUGGAAGCAGGACACAAGGACAUUGCAGUGUUGCUUUAUGCACACGUCAACUUCUCCAAAGCCCAGUCACCGGGGACCCCUCGACUUGGCAGGAAGACGUCACCAAGUCCCACACGGAGGAGUAUGUUCGAUUAGAGGCCCCGCCUCUCCCUACAAACACUGUGCUGCUAUUGGUUCACGCUGAACGAAGCCUUACCCCAAGAUGGAUGAGGGACUUAAUCCCAAACAACCAACCAAUGAAUAUUCUGGAAAUGUAUUUUUUUUUUUAUGUGCACACGAGAGCCCAAAGUACCCUUUUAACAUGAUUGUAACCAGCUGGUGCCUCAAGUCCAAUCACUUUCUGUUUAUCAGCAAACCAACAUGGACAAAAAUUCAAUAACAGAACAACGUUUUUCCUUUAAGUUUUCUUUUUGUCUUUUUUGUUGUUGUAAAUUGACAACCUUUUUUUUAUUCCUAAAGCUCAAUGUUGAUCAUUCAAGAGCACCAAAACAUCUUCAUUUGUGAAUUAUUGUUCUUUCUUUUUGGAGCAUAUCAGAGAAGACUGAUGGAGAAUAAUCCAUCCACAUGAUAGAGGAAGUAUUUCCUGUAAAAUGUAUCGCUCACCUCAGUCUCGCACUCAGCACAUGUACAACUCAUGUGGAUGAGUCCAUCAAAGAGUAGACGUGGUGACCUAGACUGGAGAAAUUGUACUUUUAUAAAAAUCCUUUGUAUCUAUUUAAAAAGAAGAAUCACAGUAUUUUGAAUAUUUCUUAUUACUACAUAACAACCCAUGAAGUUAUAUAUUUAUCAAAGUAUAGUUUUUAAUGCAGAUAUAUGUAUUUCAUUGUACAUACGGUGGUCAGUAGAGUUUAGUCUUUCUCCUUUGUGUCUGUCUCUCGUGUGUAAAAUAAACCGUCUGUUCUCUAGUGCUCAUCAAGGUGCUGACUUUCAUCCUCCAAUGAGAAUUGAAGUGCCUGAGACUUUGCCAUAUAACAAUAAACUUUCAUUAAAGAUAUAAAUAUACGUCCUUAUUGAUGUUUUAUAUAAA
Molecule: messenger RNA, 5153 nt
Organism: Labrus mixtus (cuckoo wrasse)
Lineage: Eukaryota; Metazoa; Chordata; Actinopteri; Labriformes; Labridae
Gene: kank1a
Product: KN motif and ankyrin repeat domains 1a
Exons: 12
Coding region: 248-4261 (1337 amino acids)
Biological process (GO): negative regulation of actin filament polymerization
Cellular component (GO): cytoplasm; cytoskeleton
Molecular function (GO): protein binding
Source: RefSeq, a predicted model, not a curated record